Messenger RNA from Arxiozyma heterogenica, 2343 nucleotides. RefSeq names its product transcription factor TFIIIB subunit BRF1 (gene BRF1). Gene Ontology annotation, cellular component: transcription factor TFIIIB complex; nucleus; transcription preinitiation complex. The record is from RefSeq and is a predicted model, not a curated record. Gene Ontology annotation, biological process: DNA-templated transcription initiation; transcription by RNA polymerase III; transcription preinitiation complex assembly. The transcript has a single exon. Lineage: Eukaryota; Fungi; Ascomycota; Saccharomycetes; Saccharomycetales; Saccharomycetaceae. Gene Ontology annotation, molecular function: RNA polymerase III general transcription initiation factor activity; TBP-class protein binding; RNA polymerase III type 3 promoter sequence-specific DNA binding. The coding region runs from base 1 to 2343 and encodes 780 amino acids.
AUGCCUGUUUGUAAGGUCUGUAAAAGUACAGAAUUCGAAAGAGAUCUUUCAAAUGCAAACAAUGAUUUGGUCUGUAAAAAUUGUGGUGUCGUCUCCGAAGAUAAUCCAAUUGUCUCUGAGGUCACUUUUGGUGAAACUUCAUCUGGUGCUGCCAUAGUACAAGGUUCUUUUAUCGGUGCCGGUCAAGCACAUGCUUCCUUUAUGUCACAUGGUGGUUCAAGUGCUUUGGAAUCAAGAGAAGCCACUUUGAACAAUGCAAGGAGAAAGUUAAGAGCCGUAUCUCAUGCCCUAAACAUUCCAGAUUAUAUAACUGAUGCUGCUUUCCAAUGGUAUAAGCUGGCUCUAGCCAAUAAUUUCGUUCAAGGUAGAAGAUCACAGAACAUAAUAGCAUCCUGUCUUUAUGUGGCAUGCCGUAAGGAAAAAACACAUCACAUGUUAAUUGAUUUCUCUUCAAGAUUACAAGUUAGUGUGUACUCAAUAGGCGCCACUUUUUUGAAAAUGGUUAAACGACUACAUAUUACUAAUUUACCAUUAGCUGAUCCGUCUAUCUUUAUACAGCAUUUUGCCGAAAAAUUGGAUCUCGGUGAUAAAAAAAUUAAAGUAGUUAAAGAUGCAGUCAAAUUAGCACAAAAAAUGUCUGAUGAAUGGAUGUUUGAAGGGCGUAGACCUGCAGGGAUUGCAGGUGCAUGUGUUUUAUUAGCAUGUCGUAUGAAUAAUUUAAGAAGAACCCAUUCUGAAAUUGUGGCAGUGUCACACGUAGCUGAAGAGACUUUACAAGAAAGAUUAAAUGAAUUCAAAGCAACAAGAGCUGGAAAAUUAUCCGUUAAAGAAUUCAGAGAGGUUACAGAAAGUGAAAACGAUAACAAUAAUAUUGAUAAUAAUGAUAGUAUAAUAAAGGAUCCAAAUGCAAGACCUCCAUCAUUUAUUAAGAAUCGUAAAAAAGAAAAAAAGAUUAAAGACCAAAUCAAACGUAAUGAAGUCAAUGAGACGAGUGAGGAAGCAUUAAAUAAAAAUCCAAUUUUAUGCCAGCUGUUAUCUGCACAAGAAUUAUCGUCAAAGGAACUAUUAUUUUACUUGAAAAGGUUCUCUGAAAAGAGAAAAAAAGAUUUUAAUAGAAUGAGGGCGUCCAAUGGUAUUGAUGAUACAGACUUACAUGAAAACAAAAAUAAAUUAAAUGAUAAAAGAGAAGAUGAUGAGGAAAAUGAAGAAGAACAAAAAAAGCAAAAUAGUAAUGUAAAUACUCCUGACGAUGAGACAGAGGAUAAAGAUAAAGAUACAGAUAGUAUUAGUACUAAAGUAGUAGUAGUAGAAGAAGAAGAAGAAACAAAGAAAAAGAAAAAGAAAGAUACUGAAAAAAUUAAACCAAAAAGAAAUGAAAUCAGUAAUAGGAGAAGGAAGAAAAAGAAAAAAUCAAAAGAAGAAGACUAUAUAGAAAAUAAUGUGGUAAAUGAUUCAUCUCCCGUACCGUUAAGAAGAAGUAGAAGAUUAACAAAGAAAAAAUUUAUUGAAAUUAUAGAAUAUAAUAUCCAUGAUGACAGUUAUGAUUUUGAGAGUAACAGUGAAAACGAAGACGAGAUAGGAAGAGCUCUUGAUCAAAGUGAGAGUGAAUCGGAAGAAGAAAAGAGUGUGGAAGAAGAAGAAGAGGAGGAGGAGGACAAGACAGAGGGGUCAAAUGAUGAAUAUGAAAAAAAGAAAGAGAAGAUAGCUCAAAGGAAAAGAGAGCAAGAAGAGAAAAGAAGACAUAGGGACGAAGAGAAAAGAAAGAGGAGAGAAAAGUUAAAGAAGAAAGGUCGUAAUUUUCGAGAAGUCAAGUUUCAAGAUGCAAUUGAUGGCUAUUCAUUAGAAAAAGAUCCCUAUAGACCCAAGAAUUUGCAUUUAUUACCAAAGACAGAGGAAUAUUUAACUAAAGUUAGUGAUGAUCCAGAGAAUUUAUCAGAUGUGGAUGAUGAAGAGAUAGAAUCUGUUUUAUUAGAUGAAGAAACAUCUAAAUUAAAGGAAAGAAUAUGGAUAGGCAUAAACGAAGAAUAUUUAUUGGAACAAGAAAACAAGAGACUAAAAGAAGAAGCGGACCUUAUAGCAGGUAAUACAACUACGAAUAAAAGACGUAAACGUGGCGGAUCUAGAAGAAAGAGAAUAAAGACAGAAGGCCUAGACCAAAAUAUGAUGGCCCAAUUAGGUAUAUCAGAUACGAUGGGUACAGACCGUACUAGUUUACAAGAAGCAUUACGUAUAGCAGAAGCUAAAGGUGAUUUCACGGCAGCAGACAGUGUGAAAACUAUGUUGCAACGUGCAAGUUUCUCGAAGAAGAUCAAUUAUGAUGCAAUCGAUGGCCUAUUUGGAUAA